Messenger RNA from Silurus meridionalis, 1171 nucleotides. It is a transcript of the gene mc5rb, whose product is annotated as melanocortin 5b receptor. The coding region runs from base 150 to 1133 and encodes 327 amino acids. Gene Ontology annotation, cellular component: membrane. NCBI's taxonomy places the organism in Eukaryota, Metazoa, Chordata, Actinopteri, Siluriformes, Siluridae. Gene Ontology annotation, biological process: G protein-coupled receptor signaling pathway. The transcript is spliced from 2 exons. The record is from RefSeq and is a predicted model, not a curated record. Gene Ontology annotation, molecular function: melanocortin receptor activity.
CACAGACUGCUGAAGAUGCUGCUUGUGUAAUUUUUUGAUUGCACAUCAACUGCAAGGUGUGCAAGAAUCUGACAUGAUGAGUCUAUUCACUGACUGCCUCUCAGUUUAAAGCUCUAUUUUUUAGCAGUGAAAGAUCCUCAAGUCACAAAAUGAACACAUCACCGUGGCAAUCACCUAUUCCAAACUCCUCCUUCUCAUCUAUCAACAGUUAUGAGUCCAACAAGUCUGAAUCAGGAGUAUCAGAAAAUUGCAAACAGGUCCACAUUGCCCCUGAGUUUUUCCUCACACUAGGCUUGCUUAGUCUGUUAGAGAACAUCCUUGUUAUUCUUGCCAUCGUCAAGAACAAGAACCUUCACUCUCCCAUGUACUUUUUCAUCUGCAGUCUGGCUUUGGCAGAUAUGUUAGUUAGUGUAUCCAAUGCAUGGGAGACUUUAGUAAUCCAUCUUCUGGCUAACAGGAGGUUAGUUGUGGAAGAUCACUUUAUCAUGCAUAUUGAUAAUUUGUUUGACUCUUUUAUCUGCAUAUCUGUGGUGGCGUCCAUGUGCAGUUUAUUAGCUAUUGCCGUGGACCGCUACAUCUCUAUAUUUUAUGCCCUCCACUACCACAGCAUUAUGACUAUAAAGCGAGCGUGCAUGAUUAUUGGUAGCAUCUGGAGCUUCUGCACUCUUUGUGGAAUUGUCUUCAUUAUUUACUCUGACACAACACCAGUGGUGGCUUGUCUGGUGGCUAUGUUUUUGGCCAUGCUGCUUUUAAUGGCAUCUCUCUACAGCCACAUGUUCCUGCUAGCUCGAUCCCAUGUCAGGCGCAUGGCAUCGCUGCCUGGGUACAAUGCCUCCACCCAGCAGCGAGCCAGCUUGAAAGGAGCCCUCACUCUUACCAUUCUUCUGGGUAUCUUCAUUGUGUGUUGGGUGCCAUUCUUUCUCCACCUCAUCCUUAUGAUCUCCUGUCCAAAGAACCUGUACUGCAUCUGUUUCAUGUCCCACUUUAACAUGUAUGUGAUUCUCAUCAUGUGUAACUCUGUAAUCGAUCCUCUGAUCUAUGCACUGAGGAGCCAGGAGAUGAGGAAGACUUUUAAGGAGAUUCUCUGCUACUAUAACCUUUGUAGAAUCUCUAUCUUCAACAGUAAAUACUGAAAAAAAACCCCAUUAAAUUAACUCAAUCCUAAAAACGU